Eurytemora carolleeae is the source of this 1585-nucleotide messenger RNA. Its product is annotated as solute carrier family 35 member G1. The coding region runs from base 256 to 1488 and encodes 410 amino acids. The record is from RefSeq and is a predicted model, not a curated record. Gene Ontology annotation, cellular component: membrane. NCBI's taxonomy places the organism in Eukaryota, Metazoa, Arthropoda, Copepoda, Calanoida, Temoridae. The transcript is spliced from 15 exons.
AUAACUCCUCUAAUGAAAGAGCUUAUGCGUUUGUGUUAAAGUCAAUUCCGUUUCUCUCCCCAUACUUGUGACUUGUGAGCUACGAGGUUACAAAGUGACACAAGUAAUAACAUAUUAACCCUGUCCUUUUUUCUAUUUCAAUGUGAUCUAAUUCUAUUUUCUAUAUAUCUAGAUUGUAGAUACAUAAAAAGAUAAAAAAUGAAUAGAAUUUAGAGAAGCAUUUUAAACGUUUUAAGAAUUUGUAACACAGGAAAAAUGUCGAAACCCAACCUGGAAAAUUCGUAUAUACAGAGAACAGCACUGAAUACUGAACAGGAUGAACAAAAUAUAGAGAACAGUAGACUUCUAGCGGGAAACAGCAGUAGUAAUUCAGAUGAAAACAGGAAGCUGUCUCCAAAAGGAAUGUCGUUAAAAACACCGGAAAAUGAAAUCCCCAGAAAAAUCAGGGUUUAUCAAGGAGUAUUUCUAUCUAUCCUGUCUGGAGUACUUUUUACAGCAAAUAAUUUCAUCAUCAAGCAUUUCAACGUAGUACCAGGCGAUGCAGUUCUAGUGCGAGGGUUGGUUCAGGUUCUCCUGCUUUUGGGUUUCUCGGUAUCUAAAAACUAUCAGAUACUACCAACAGAGUCCAGGAUAUUUUGUUUUGUAAUUCUUCAAUCAGUUCUGGGAGGAUUAUCCUUCAUUUCAGCUUUAAUAUGUGUAUCAUUAAUGCCAGUGGCGGAUGCUUUAGUUAUAAUGUUCUCUAGUCCUCUUGCAACAAUGGCUGUAGCAGCAAUAUUUCUAGGAGAGAGGUUCAAUAUGUUACGAAUUAUGAUGGGAUUAUCAAUAUUAGCCGGGGUUACGCUUGUUUGUAAACCUCCAUUAGUCUUCCCUUCAUUUCAGAUUCAGAAUGAUACGAUUAAUGGUUCCUCCGAAGAAAUGUUUAUCAACUCUACUGAAGAUGUAUUGAAAAGUACAUUUUUAGAUUUAGAUGAUGGGACACCUGAGGUGGUUCAUGACACAACCUACUGGACUGGGGCAGGGUUUGCUAUGGCAGCUGUAUUAACUGGAACAUUCCAUAAUAUCACUGUACCGGCUUGUAAGAAUGUAGCGAGUACCGUUCUAGUUCUUUAUGUUGGUGUUCUAGCAAUAUUAAUAUCUGCUAUAUCAGCCCAGUUCAAUUCACAGUGUAUGAUUGCUACAGGUUUCAUUGCAGAGGUUCAACUUGAAAUGUGGGGAGUACUUUUUGGAUUGGCAAUAUCAGGGAUGAUUGCUUACCUAAGUUUGACCAGAGCUCUUCAACUUGUCUCACCUACUAUAGUUUCUUCUUUGAGGGCUCUAGAGAUUGUAUUUGCCUAUGUUGCUGAAUCCUUGAUACUCUUUGUUUUACCUUCUCUUUUAUCCGCCCUAGGUGCUAGUCUUGUUGUUUUAGGUGUUGUUGGUAUAGCCCUAGAAGGUCAGAUACUUGAAUACUGGAGAAAACUGAGACCAGAUACCGCCAGUAAAGUAUAAAAUGUAUUAAUCAAAUGUGAUAUAAAUGCAAUGAAUAUUUCUAAUUUAUAUAAAAGGUGUCAUUGAAAACAGUUUCAAUAAAUUCGGUAUCCGGUGA